GACGCGCGGCGGGCUGUGUGGACGCUCCGUGGACGCACAACUUUUUUUUUUUUUGCAUCCCACCAAAACACGCACACGCGCACAUAAGAAGGGCCGCGCGCACGCCGCUGACGUGCACGUUUGUGGAGUACGGUGCCAUGUGAGGAGGGGCGGCAGGAGGCGGAGGGGGGUUCGCAUGCUGCGCUUCUUGGAUAUUGUCAUAUUUGGAUAACGUUUUCUGGAGGCGAGGAGCCAAGAGUGGGCAUUUGGAAGGAUUAUUAUUCCCCUUUUUUCUACUUCUUUGAUUGAAUUGGUUCUUUGGAAUUGGGAUUGCAGUGUGGGUGUCACUUUGGCUGCAGAAGGAUGGCAGCUUGGUUCACCUUCACCGUCGCCUUCAGCACCAUGGCACAGGUGUUUGCCUCAGGUGUUUUUGAGCUUCACCUCCACGACUUUAAGAACCACAGGGGUCUGCUGGCCAACGGGUUGCCGUGCAAGCCCAGCUGCAGGCCUUACUUCAGGGUGUGCCUGAAGAACUACCAGGCGGUGGUCUCACCAGGGGACUGCAUCUUCGGCAGCGCCCAGACGCCGGUGCUUGACUCCUCCAUCUCGUUCGGUGGAGCGCCACCCGAUCCCAUCCAGAUCCCCUUCAACUUCGGGUGGCCGGGCUCCUUUUCGUUAAUAAUCGAAGCCUGGCACUCUCCUCGUGGAAAUCUACCUGUAGAAACCAACAAACCAGACAUUCUCAUAAGCUUCUUCGCCAUCCAAAGACAACUGAGCGUGGGCAGCGACUGGUCACAGGACACGCAGAGCAGCGAGCAGACGGAGCUGAGGUAUUCCUACCGCUUCGUCUGCAACAAAAGUUACUACGGCGAGAGUUGCUCCAAGAAAUGCACGCCCCGGGACGACCGCUUCGGACACUACACCUGCACCAGGGACGGCCAGCUGUCCUGCCUGGUUGGCUGGAAGGGGGAAUACUGCGAAGAACCCAUCUGUCUGGAAGGCUGCAGCGAGAGGAAUGGCAACUGCUCCAAACCUGGCGAGUGUGUGUGUCGAGAUGGCUGGCAGGGCACCUUCUGCGAUGAGUGCAAGAAGUACCCGGCGUGUAAGCACGGCACCUGCCAGCUGCCGUGGCAGUGCAACUGUCAGGAGGGCUGGGGAGGCCUAUUGUGUGACCAAGAUCUGAACUUCUGCACACAUCACCAUCCCUGCGUGAACGGUGCCACCUGCAUGAACACGGGCCAGGGCAGCUACACGUGUACAUGCAUGCCGGGCUUCACCGGCGUCAACUGCGAGCUGGAGAUGCAGGAGUGCGACAGCAAUCCCUGCCGGAACGGAGGAAUAUGCACCAAUCUGGAAAGUGGCUACAUGUGCUCGUGUCUGGAGGGCUUCGAGGGCUCGCACUGCGAGCACAGCCUGCUGACGUGCGUCGAUUCCCCCUGCUUCCAUGGCGGCAAGUGCUGGGAGAAAGACAACGGGCGGAGCUACAUGUGCGAGUGUCCCCGCGGCUACACCGGCCUCAACUGCGAGAAGAGAGUGGACAAGUGCACGCCGCUUCCCUGCGCUAAUGGUGGUCAGUGCCUGAUCCAUGGUGACACUCGUGUGUGCAGCUGUCGCGCAGGAUUUACGGGCCAGCGUUGUGAAAUCAACAUCAACGAGUGCGCCGGCAACCCGUGUGUCAACGAUGGCACCUGCCUUGAUCGGAUCAACGACUACACCUGUGCAUGUCCCCCGGGGUACAGUGGACGCAACUGCGAAAGGGUCCCGGACGAGUGUCCCCUCCAUCCCUGCCUCAAUGGCGGCGUCUGCACCAGCAAGACCCCGGCAACUUGCGUCUGCCCGCCUGGCUACACUGGGGCCAGCUGCGAGUUCUUCGCCGCCGUGACUUCACAAGUGGGGGAGAUUCAAGAUGGCUUCCAGUGGGCGGCAGUGUCUCUGGCCGUGGGGUUAGUGGCGCUGUUGGUGUUGCUUUGCAUGGUGGGCUUGGCCCUGAGGCAUGUCCACCGGCAGGCUCGGAGGCAGUGUGAGGACACGGAGACCAUGAACAACGUGUCCAGCGCUCAGCGGGAUAACCUCAUUCCGGCGUCGCAGCUGAAAAACACCAACCAGAAAGUCAGCCUGGAGGUGGACUGCGACUCGGAGAAAUCGAACUUUACCCAUAAAAAUCAUCACUUGGACCCUUACAGCUCGAAAACAAAAGAGUUUAAGGAUAUGAAGUCGCAAGAUGACAAAAGUCUUAUUUAUGACAAGUGUUUAGAAGACAAAAGACCCUUGAGUAGAGUGUGCAGUGAAAAGUCAGAGUGUAGGAUAUCAACGAUAUGCUCGUCCAGAGAUUCUACGUACCAGUCGGUAUUUGUCAUAGCCGAUGCGAGGAGGGAGUGUGUCAUAGCGACCGAGGUUUAAAAUGAGUGCCGUAGGAGAGACACACAAACACAAUCAAAGCAGAAUUGGAACAUUCUGGAUUGUUUACAAAUGCCGAGAAGAGACUUGGAGGUUGUUUUUGCGACGUCAGCCGCUGCUCUCUGGAACACUUGAGGACACGGUGGAGGAACAUUUUAAUUUAUCAUCUCUCGGAUGGUUGAAAAGGAGGCGAAGGUGGAUCGCCUGCCCGCCAAUCAUUUUCUGGCCUUGUGUAAUAAUCACGAUCACGACGAUGACUGACAGCCAGCCAAUCAGUGAAAGUUGCCUGAGAUUUUUUUUUUCGAGCCCCACCCUCCUGGAAACCCCUCACUCCUGUUGGUCACUCCUGCCACCUUCGCCUUCUAUGCAAAAACAAAAACUCAGGGUCAACACCCACAAUCCAACGUCACAAACACUGAGAGUAAUGAAUGUCUGAACGUCUUCGAUUUGAGUUCACGAGCAGCCUUAAAAACGGGGGUGUUGGGGAUGGGGGGUUGGGGGAAGGUUAAAUUGCUAAAUUUGUGCCCUUGUCUCCUUUUGGAUUGUUUGCACUACAAAAAUGACAAAUGAAGAAAACACUUUUCAAUCAGCAAAGACUUGCAGCAGUCAAACGUACGCAUAGGAAGCGUCUCUAUGCAACCUGAGCGAGACAAACACAAAAAGACUCACACCACCACUGCCUGCCUGCCUUUGACACAGUUCAAAACUACAGAACCACUAAUGUAAUUGUUUUUUUAAAUGAUUUGCAGAGUUUAAUUUAAAUACGACACAUUGCUCUUUAUAUGUUUUAUAAUAUUAUUUUGUAUAUAAUGCAUAUUUAUAAGGACCAAACUUCUGAGGAAUAAACUUUGUGGAAAAAAACGGUUUUAAGGUAUUUCGGAGGUGUUUGAUGCGAACAUGUGCUUUGUGUGUAUUGCUCGUCUAUGGUGGAUCAAUUUUAAUGACUGCCAUGGAACAAAUGUGACAUGGCUUAUGAAUAUGAACUCCAGCUGCACAUCACAUGACAUACAAGAUUUUUUUUUAACACAGGAGACAUAAAACAAAGACCCCCACCCUCCAUCCCUCCCGCCUUAUUUCCUGACUGCCGCAUCACUACUUUGAGUAAUUCCUGGAAAUGCCUUUGGCUCUCGUCCCACCCUGUGUUCUCUCCGCGCACCCCUCAAAUUGGCUUGAAAUUCAAAUCCGUUUCCAUGGAGAACGGGCCCCCUCGAGCUGCAAACAGUGAAACAAAGCUCGGCCCCACCUCUCGUAAUGCUCUCAUGCACGCGU
Molecule: messenger RNA, 3645 nt
Organism: Phycodurus eques (leafy seadragon)
Lineage: Eukaryota; Metazoa; Chordata; Actinopteri; Syngnathiformes; Syngnathidae
Gene: dll4
Product: delta-like 4 (Drosophila)
Exons: 11
Coding region: 343-2379 (678 amino acids)
Biological process (GO): multicellular organism development; Notch signaling pathway; heterophilic cell-cell adhesion
Cellular component (GO): plasma membrane; protein-containing complex
Molecular function (GO): calcium ion binding
Source: RefSeq, a predicted model, not a curated record